AUGGCGGUUAAGGAGAUGAUUGAGAGGAUUAACAAAGGAGAGAUACGACGGAGGUGGUGGCACUUGAAGCUUUACAGGAAAUUGGUUUGGGAAGGGGAGAAGGAAUCUGAUUCGGCGGUGAGAAUCGGCGGGAAGUGGAGAGCACCGACGGGUCUGAUUCGGCGGAAAAGAUCGGUCAGGACACAAGAUUCAGCCAUAGCUAGGAGAAUUGGCUCCGAUUCAAGCGGUGCUUGGAAAUCGUGUGAAUUGAGGUGGUUUAGUAAGCUCGACCAAGAAACCUUUCGUUGCUACAGUGACGGCACAACCCUGCUGCACUUCUUUUAUGGGCUUAAGAUAGAAGUUAUCAUGGUCAUAUACAAAGAGGAAGAGAUGUUGUAUUGGGUGUAUUUUCAAGUAUCGGCCCUCACAAAGCAUUCAUAA
This is a messenger RNA of Microthlaspi erraticum, 420 nucleotides long. Lineage: Eukaryota; Viridiplantae; Streptophyta; Magnoliopsida; Brassicales; Brassicaceae. The record is from the annotation of a GenBank genome assembly.